This is a messenger RNA of Orcinus orca (killer whale), 6064 nucleotides long. It is a transcript of the gene FLOT2, whose product is annotated as flotillin 2. Gene Ontology annotation, cellular component: plasma membrane. Gene Ontology annotation, biological process: protein localization to plasma membrane; regulation of myoblast differentiation. The record is from RefSeq and is a predicted model, not a curated record. NCBI's taxonomy places the organism in Eukaryota, Metazoa, Chordata, Mammalia, Artiodactyla, Delphinidae. The transcript is spliced from 11 exons. Bases 3695 to 4834 code for a protein of 379 amino acids.
GUCUGGGGAGGGACCCUGGGCAUGAAUCCUUGGGCUCUGGGCACAGACCCGUUAAUUCCCAGCAGGCUGGUUUUGCUGGGGUUAACGGGCACUGCCCGCCCCAGGGACGCGGGUGCGGCCUCUACAGAAACCUGGCUCUGUGUUGCUCUGGUUGCAAAAUGCUGCAGGCUCCAGAAUUUCUGUGAGCUUAGGUGGGGCUGGGGGACUGCAGUAUUGGGGAGGGGAGAGAGAUCUUGCCUUAAGGCUGCUAUUUAAAUUGUAUGUUUGGGUAUGUUGGGAAGUGGCAGAAGCCUUUCAAGCCACGAAUUCGUGCAGCCCCUGGCACGGGUGCUGGGGAGAGACUGUGUUUCCUGACAGCUUGGAGGCCUGUAGCUGCAGGAAUCCCUUAUAUCUUCCCACUGUCAGUGUGGCUUCUCCGCCUGUGCAGAGUUGUUAGGGUCGGCUGCAGAAUGAACAGGAGAGGGUGGGCUGGGCCAGGGCUUGUAGCUGCCCACCUUUGAGAGGUGUGAUGACUCCAUUGGGAACUUUCACCCCAGAACAUGGCCUCUGGCUCAGUUUGUAUCUCAAAAUCCAUCUCUCCCCUGGGACGGGAAAUCCCCAGUCUCCCUAACUAGCACCUUACUCCAGUGGGGGAAUUAAGAUCCUUCACUUCCCUAGGAAUUCCCUGGUGGUCCAGUGGUUAUGACUCCAUCCUUCCACUGCAGGGGUCCCGAGUUCGAUCCCUGGUUGGGGAACUAAGAUCCUUCACUUCCCUGAAAACCAGAAAAGAUAGCCUUGGGGUCACCAGGGAGACCCCCAGAGAGCACUGAGGCCAAACCUGCUCCUCUGUAAGAACUGGGCCAGUCUCCCAGCCACCACUCCUAAAGAAGGUUUUUAGAAACCCAAAUCUGCAUUGCACUUGGUUUUUCUUGUGGGAUUUCUCUCUAGAAUCCUAGUGGCGCGGGGCAGGAUGGGGGUGGGGGAGCCACUCUUCCGGUUUCACCGGAUCUCCUAAUCCUGAGGAGACAAAAGGUCCAGUCCUGUCUUUGUGGAGAUCCUUGAGACUGAGGGGCAAGAGGAACCCCUGAGAUGGGCUGCUCUGUGCCUUCCAGUUGCCAGGAACCUGGUCCUCUGGCCAGAGGCCAAGGCAGUGCUAGCUUCGAAGCUGUUUUAGGGGUGCGGAGAGGAGGCCAUGCUGAGAAUUAAGAGGACUGGAGUCAAGGGAGGGUGGAAGAGGAGAGAGAGAGAGAGAGAGAGAGAGAGAAUGCCUGGCAUAAUAUUACCUUCGGAUUUGAGAUGAUCCAGCUGAGCUGUGGCUCUCUCUAGCACGUGGACUCCCAGCCCGGCGCCCCCCCCCGCCCCAUUACUUGGGCCUGCAUCUAAGUCCAGGGGCAUCUCACACAGCCUACUUUCAGAAGGAGGAUGUUGAUAGAUUUCAUGGUCAUCUUUUCCACUUGAAAAGUCUGGAGGUUCUUCUUCUUGUGUAACCCCCCUCCUUCAUUCUGUAAUGUAAAAUUUUUUCCUCUGUUUCCGCUUUUGGGAGUUUAAAAGGGGAAUCCAAAUUCCAUACACCUUUCUCUCUUCUCUACAUUAGGUCAGAAGUUCUUAGCCUGGAGUUUGUGGAUAGAAUGUAGAGGUCUUCGUAUUUGGAUGAGGGGAGAAUAGUACAUUUUUAUUCACACUAACCUAAACUGAUAUUUAGCGUUUCUUAUGAUUAUUAACGUCCGCAACAAUCCAUGAUAGUAUUAGCAGGUAUUUUCCUACCAUUCUGCCUUUGUUGCAGGUACCGUAAGAACCGUUUACGCUCAUCACUACUUUGAAAUUAAGCCAGUUGUUAAAAUAUCUACCACGAGAUCUUAUUAUUUAAUGUAUUACACAGAGCACAUAUUACUAUAUCACACAUUUGGUGGUUUUAACAUUUUGAUAACUUUAAUUUGUUUCUUCUGUAUCUUAUUUUAUGCAUUUAUGAACAUUUGGCCAUUACCAGACUACUAAGGGGGAUUUCGACUGAAGAAAUCCCCCUUGUAUGGGAGGUCCCUGGUGGUCUACUGGUUAGGAUUCGGCGCUUUCACUGCUAUGGCCCGGGUUCAAUCCCUGGUCAGGGAACUGAAAUCCCACAAGUCACGCAGCACCACCAAAAAAAGAAAAAUCCCGCUUGUAGAGUUGUAGAUGGUCUUCUUGACUAGUAGGAAGAAAAGAGUGGAAGAGGGGCAGGAAGGGAAAGGAGUGUUCCUGAGAGGGUGGACUGGCGCCUGUGUUUGGGGAGGGCUAAGAGUAGGACGGAGGUCAUCAUGGGAUAUUGUGUGAUUUUUCAGCUUGGUUGAGGACAGAGCAAAGGAAAGCAGGUUGAGGUAGAAAAAGUGAGCUAACAUUAGGAGAAACUUCCGGGUCUGGAGACAGUGAGAACUGGGGAGGUCAAGGAGGGGCCACCUAAGCGUCCUCUUUUGGGAGUGGUGCUCAAUGUGACCAGGAAGCUGGGGGGAGGAAGAUGCCUUCCAGGGGAGGAGGCUGCUGGGGGCGGGACAGCCUGGCAGUCCCAGCUUCCUGUUGUCGCUACCCCUGGGAACCUGGCCAUGUUGCCCUUGGCUGAGGCCCAGCUUGGGCCGAGACAGCCUGCUCCCAAGGUCAGAGAGUGAGUUAAAGGUAAAGGGUGGACAGCCCCCCGGGGCUCCCCCACCCCCGUCUCGCCCCGCGCCACUACCACCACCCCUCCCACAGCACACUGAGAAGUCCCCGGGGUUGGGGGGGGUGAGGAACGAGGAAGUGAUGGCUACUCUAGAAGUUAUCUCCGGACAUGAACCCCUAGGUCUGGCCUGGGUCACUGCAGGAGGCUACCACAGCAAGGAAGCUGUGCCCCAGCCCCGACCAGGCCAGAAGAAGUGGAACAAGCUGUGGUUUUGGACCCUCUUCCGGUUUCACUGGAUCCCGAGAUGGUUUGGGUUUCAAGUUGACUGCUUGUCCUUAGCGGCUUCCCUUACCCCGUCCCCAGGGCAGAGAAGCCUGCAGCGCCUUACCUUGAGCAGCGGCCCCGAGAACCCGUAUCUCCAGGACCUAAGACCUCUUCCUGCCCCUGUGCACGCUGCGGGGCUGCUCCUGGCCCCUGGGCCUUGGGCUCGGCUGCUCGCACCCUGUGCAUAGAGCAGACCAGGACACAGGGCUGGCCGCUCCGUGGGCCGUGCCAGACACCGGCCCUCUGACUCGGCAGGCCCGACGCUCCUGCGGGGUCCUUGUUCCUUUGCCUCCGCCUGUUUAAAACUUGUCUCUGGUUCGUGGUUCUCUCUGUUGUCUCUGCUCGGUUGUCGGCCUGACCACCCACCCAAACCCAGGCUCUAGACCUGCAGUGUCCGAUAUGGUAGCCACAAGCCACAGGUGGCCACUUAAAUUUAAGUUAAUUAAAUUAAAAUGCAGUUCCUUGGUUACACCCGCCACAUUUCAAGUGCUCAGUAACAAAUGUCCCUGGUAGGUGCUUUGUUGCACAGCACAGCUGGGGAGCGUUUCUACCCUCGAAGGAAGUUCUCUUGGACAAGACUACUCUAGGAGUCAUCCCCCCACGUGAACCCCUAGGGCUGGCCUGGGUCACUGCAAGAGGCUGCCUCUACCCAGCCUCCCUGACCCAGGGGGCUGUUGCGGUUCUGACUAUAAACAGUAUGUGUUUGGCGGCUGGGCCUGGGCCUGGUGGUGUAUCUCCGACACUCAGAGGAUUUCCCUAGAGAUUAUGACGUUGCAGCCCCGCUGCGAGGACGUAGAGACGGCCGAGGGGGUAGCUUUAACUGUGACGGGUGUCGCCCAGGUGAAGAUCAUGACCGAGAAGGAGCUCCUGGCCGUGGCCUGCGAGCAGUUCCUGGGCAAGAGUGUGCAGGACAUCAAGAACGUCGUCCUGCAGACCCUGGAGGGGCACCUGCGCUCCAUCCUCGGGACCCUGACAGUGGAGCAGAUCUAUCAGGAUCGGGACCAGUUUGCCAAGCUGGUGCGGGAGGUGGCAGCCCCCGACGUCGGCCGCAUGGGCAUCGAGAUCCUCAGCUUCACCAUCAAGGACGUGUAUGACAAAGUGGACUAUCUGAGCUCCCUGGGCAAGACGCAGACUGCUGUGGUACAGAGAGAUGCCGACAUCGGAGUGGCCGAGGCUGAGAGGGAUGCAGGCAUCCGGGAAGCCGAGUGCAAGAAGGAGAUGCUGGACGUGAAGUUCAUGGCAGACACCAAGAUCGCCGACUCCAAGCGAGCCUUCGAGCUGCAAAAGUCAGCCUUCAGCGAGGAGGUCAACAUCAAGACGGCUGAGGCCCAGCUAGCUUACGAGCUGCAAGGGGCCCGUGAGCAGCAGAAGAUCCGGCAGGAAGAGAUUGAGAUUGAGGUCGUGCAGCGCAAGAAGCAGAUUGCAGUGGAGGCGCAGGAGAUCCUGCGCACAGACAAGGAGCUCAUAGCCACAGUGCGCUGCCCCGCCGAGGCCGAGGCCCACCGCAUACAGCAGAUCGCCGAGGGCGAGAAGGUGAAGCAGGUCCUCUUGGCACAGGCAGAGGCUGAGAAGAUCCGCAGAAUCGGGGAGGCGGAGGCAGCAGUCAUCGAGGCGAUGGGCAAGGCGGAGGCUGAGCGGAUGAAACUCAAGGCUGAGGCCUACCAGAAAUACGGGGACGCAGCCAAGAUGGCCUUGGUGCUGGAGGCCCUGCCCCGGAUUGCUGCCAAAAUCUCCGCCCCCCUGACCAAAGUCGAUGAGAUUGUGGUCCUCAGUGGGGACAACAGCAAGGUGACCUCAGAGGUGAACCGACUGCUGGCCGAGCUGCCUGCCUCUGUGCACGCCCUCACGGGCGUGGACCUGUCUAAGAUACCGCUGAUCAAGAAGGCCACCGGUGCACAGGUGUGAGGUCCCGAAGGCUCACACCGUUCAGCAGCCACCGCCCCCUCUUCAGCACCCGUUUUAGUACCACAGGGACAACGGGAACGUUACUGACUCUGGUGCCUUAUUUUGUAGGGACCAGGAGUGCUGCGUGUUCAGGCCUCUGGCUGUCUUCCCUUCUCCCCUGUCUCUGUCUGUCUCUGUCCUCUUCUCCUCUACCCCACACCCUCAUUUUCACUGCCACAUUUGUCUGGUUUGUCUCUUCCGCCCUUAUCUUCUUGUACGUUUCUUCCUUUGUCUGUUUGUCUUUUUCUCUCCCCUCUCCUCCCAUCCUCUACACACGUCAUGUAGUUUAGGCUGAAGACGUUGAGUAUAAUCAUUGUCUGUCUGUUGGGGGGUGGCCCUGCUGCUCCUCAGAAUCCUGGUGCCUUGAAGUUUUCUGUGCAUCUGUCCAUCCCCCCUGUGGCCCCAGCCAGAGCUUCAGCAUGGGUGCAGGGAUUCUGGGUAGGACGGCCACCCUGCCCUCUCCUGGCCUGGUCCCUGCCCCCAGGAAGCCCCCAGCCUCUCACACUCUGGCCCUUCUCGGCCCAGGUUAUCUGUGGCUGCAGGCCCAGGGCCAGCACCAUUCACUAACCCCGUGCCCAGCCCCAGGCCUGCUCUCAUACCUUACCUCUUUCUCCCCCGCCCAGGGGCACGGAGGGAAGGCCUCCUGUGUAGAGCAGCUCCCUCAGUUUACUACUGCCUUAGGAGGCCCCUGCUUGUGCUCAGGGAAGUCCCCUUCACGGGCACGUCCCUACUAGGUGGAGUGGGGCUUGGUCCCAACUCUGCUAAGCCCUUCUGGGAUCAGGAUCUAGCCCUUCUGGAGACUAGAAAGUGUAGAGACCCUCUUCCUACCAGGGCUGUACUGUCGUGGGUGUCGGGCUGGGCCCUUCCAGUGGGCAAAGCUCUGGUACCCUAUACAGAAUCCAGUGCUGUAGACUGGCCAGACUCCACACCCCUUGUGCCAGCUUCCUUCCUGGCCAGAGUGACUAGGUUCCAGCCAUGGGGAAGCAGCCCAGUCCUCUGUGUCCUUGCUCCAGUGGAGGCAGAAGAGCCCAGGACCCAAGCAUCCUGUGGUCCCAGUCCCCCACCCCUUGCCCUGCCCCAGCCUGUGUAGCCGUUCCUGCAUGUGGAUGCUGCAUGUGUGGUCUGGGGCUUGGACGCUGCACUGCCCCGCUGCCCGUCCCUUCUGGUGAAAUAAAGAUCUGGUUAUGGCCA